Molecule: messenger RNA, 459 nt
Organism: Alternaria arbusti
Lineage: Eukaryota; Fungi; Ascomycota; Dothideomycetes; Pleosporales; Pleosporaceae
Exons: 2
Coding region: 1-459 (152 amino acids)
Source: RefSeq, a predicted model, not a curated record
AUGUUGAGCUGGAUUUCGAGAAAGAAGAUAAAGUACCAGCAUACGUCUCGUACUGACACGCUGAUAGAUACAUGCGACGACGUCCGCCAUAAGAUCAACGCACACCUCAAGAAACCCGGCGUAACCCAGGCUGCAUUCCUUCGCGCAGCCUCAGCGUCCUUCCACAACCCGUCCAAGACCCUCAACGCGCGCCAACUCUCUGCUUUUCGCAGCAAGAAAGGGGCGUUGAACGGCAACACAUCCGGCAUCUAUUAUGGUUCGUACGUCUACUUUGAGAAGCUACGCAUCAAAGAAGGAAAGCCCAAGAGCAAGAAGAGGCAGGAGAUGGAGGAGAUACAUUCCAAGGAUGGCGAAAUAGACACAAAGCAUAUGCAGGACCGACUUACUACCCGGGAGGGUGACCAUUGGCACCAUGAUGCUUAUGGGAGGACGAUUCUCAACGGGGAGAUUCUUGAGUAG